UCUGAAAUCGAAAACUCGGGGGCCCGUGGACAUCAGCUAUGUAUGCUGCUGGAAUCACCUCCAUGCUUCGGGCACUGCCCUGAUGGAGUUUCCUGAAGAUUUUAAUCAGCUUGAGCUUUUACAAACUCAUGGGCACCUGAUACCCCGGGGAGUGAGUAGCAUGUGGUCUGGAAAGGAGGUCGGGGAGGAGACCGAGGAGGAACAUAGUGAGGAGUGGUACCUGCAAACAGAGGAAGCUCUCAAAGAUAGAGCAGUGGAGCUUAUUCUGUGGGCAGCGGAGAACAACCGCUUGUCAACAGUCCAAAGGUUGAUGUCUACGGACCCCUCGCUGGCUCUUUGCCACGAUGAGGACGGCUACACUCCAUUGCACCGUGCAGCGUACAGCGGCCACGUUGGUGUGGCUUCUACUUUGCUUGCCGCUGGAUCUAAAGUAAACUCUUGCACUAUUGACGGCUGGACACCUCUCCACAGUGCCUGCCGAUGGGGCCACGUUACUAUGGCAGCCCUUCUCUUGCAGCAAGGAGCCAAUCUCAAUGCUCAGACUAACGGUGGGCUGACUGCCCUUCACCUGGCUGCUUCCCACAUCAGCACCCCACCAGAGGACUCAUUCCACACACUGCAGCUCCUCCUGUCUCAGCGGCACCUGAAGGCUGGGCUCCGAAGCAGCAGUGGGGAAACAGCAGGUGAAGUGGCCAGACGCUGUGGACCAUAUCAUUUUCUCUUUGAGAUGGUGGAAGACUGUAGCAGUGUGCUGCCCUCCUGCUGA
Lampris incognitus (smalleye Pacific opah) is the source of this 766-nucleotide messenger RNA. RefSeq names its product ankyrin repeat domain 49 (gene ankrd49). The record is from RefSeq and is a predicted model, not a curated record. The coding region runs from base 83 to 766 and encodes 227 amino acids. Gene Ontology annotation, molecular function: protein binding. The transcript has 4 exons. Lineage: Eukaryota; Metazoa; Chordata; Actinopteri; Lampriformes; Lampridae.